Capsella rubella is the source of this 908-nucleotide messenger RNA. RefSeq lists its product as uncharacterized. The transcript is spliced from 4 exons. The coding region runs from base 75 to 602 and encodes 175 amino acids. The record is from RefSeq and is a predicted model, not a curated record. Gene Ontology annotation, biological process: cytokinin biosynthetic process. NCBI's taxonomy places the organism in Eukaryota, Viridiplantae, Streptophyta, Magnoliopsida, Brassicales, Brassicaceae.
CAGCUCUUCGAUCUCAAAUAAGAAUUUAUUUAUCUUUUUUUUGUUCUUUUUUUCUAUAAGACAUAAAGAAGAAAAUGUUGGGGUCGAGUAGUGGAUGCGAGUCAGGAUGGACUCUGUACUUAGACCAGUCUUUUUCUUCACCAAGCCCUUCUCGUUUUAGAGACAGCCAUGGGUUUGAAAAUAGAAGAAGAAGAAGCAAAGAUUCAUGGGACCAAAACUAUUUGCAACAAGGAGGAGACGAAGACGAAGAAGAAGAGGAAGAAGAUUUGUCGAUGAUUUCAGAUGCUUCUUCUGGUCCAAGGAAUAUUUCUGAGGAAGAUUCAGUGAAUAAGAUUAAUAUUGUUGGUCUCAAGAAACAGAGCAAGAGAGACAAGAAAAGAAGAGAUUACGAGAAAACGAACUCUGUUCUUGAUGAUACUGCUAGCUCUCCCCUUUACAAUUUCCCUCAUAUGUUGCAGAAAGGUGUUGGUGGUAAUAAGAUAGAGCAAACCUUUCCAGAAAGUACAUUGGAUUACUCGCAAGGCUUCUCGGCUACUCAGUUUCAGGACAAAACAGCAUUCCAAGAGCAGUAUGCUUAUUUGCAUAUGGAAACCAGAUUCUAAAUAACCAGUGAGGGUCAAACUGAAGAGCAGCUAUAUUUUGGACAUUGUUGAAGGAUUUUAUGGAUUCGAGUAAUGAUUAUUAAAUUGAAUCUUGAAGUUCCAUAUUAUGAAAGAUAUAUAGGAAGGAGUUUUAAAUCAAAAAAAUACUUGCUUGCUACAGAAGAAACCCAACAAUGAAGGGACAGCAAAAAAAGUUUAAGGGUUUCUCAAAUUUAAAAUUAAGUCUGAAUCUUUCCUCUCUUUUGCUUUGUAAUUUUGUCACAAACGAGUUUUCCUGUAGCCGCCCUAAUAUAUAUGCUAUAAUAC